Molecule: messenger RNA, 5648 nt
Organism: Solenopsis invicta (red fire ant)
Lineage: Eukaryota; Metazoa; Arthropoda; Insecta; Hymenoptera; Formicidae
Gene: Rap2l
Product: ras-related protein Rap-2a
Exons: 1
Coding region: 722-1267 (181 amino acids)
Biological process (GO): Rap protein signal transduction; negative regulation of cell migration
Cellular component (GO): plasma membrane
Molecular function (GO): GTP binding; GTPase activity; GDP binding
Source: RefSeq, a predicted model, not a curated record
GAGGCGGCGGCAGGAAGAGGAGGUAGACGGCAGGCAGGCAGGCGGCGCAGGCGGGCGGGUUGGUGGACGGACAGGCGAGCAGGCAGGCAGGCAGGCACGGACGAGAGUCUGUGUCGUCGUAUACGUGCCUGCGUAUAGAGCGUGCGGCGGAGCGGCCUGUGUCGUCAUGUCCUGGCGUAGCCGCCGCGUAGUCGCCGUAAUAUCGAGGUAGCCCAGCUACGAGGCGGCGCAGGUCGAUUCUCGUUUUCGCGUGAUUCGUUUCUCUUUCUCUUUCUCUCUCUCUCUCUCUCUUCCUCGACCGCCAGCUAAACUCGGAACGUUUCGUCGAUGCCUUUGUUCGCGGCCGGGAGGUGGACGGGCGCGAAUUGUCGUCGCGACGAGGCGAAGACGUGGACAAGAGCGAAGUGGAGCCUCGUGCCCUUAGCCUAGCUGAUAGCCAGUGGAAGUGAAGUGUACACGGGAGAGAAGGUGCGAUAAUCUCGUUCCGUCUGUCCGUCUCUUUCCCUCUUGUGCUUUCUUUCUCUCUCUCUCUCUCUCUCUCUCCGUUCCUCCGCUCCAGUGUCUCUCUCUCUUUCUAUCUCUUUCUAUCUAUCUCUCUCUCUCUCUUUCUCUCGGGUGAAACGGCGUUCCACACCCCGGCGCGGUCCUGGACACGUCUAGGAGGUGGUGGCGACGUCGUAGAAGGAGGCGCGGAGGAGCCGACGGCGACGACGACGGCGAGAUGCGCGAGUUCAAGGUGGUGGUCCUCGGCUCGGGCGGGGUGGGCAAGAGUGCGCUCACCGUCCAAUUCGUAUCCGGUUGCUUCAUGGAGAAGUACGACCCGACGAUAGAGGAUUUCUACCGGAAGGAGAUCGAGGUGGACAACUCGCCGUGCGUGCUCGAGAUCCUCGACACCGCCGGCACCGAGCAGUUCGCGUCGAUGCGCGACCUGUACAUCAAGAACGGCCAGGGCUUCGUCGUGGUGUACAGCCUGACGAAUCAUCAGACCUUUCAGGACAUCAAGGCGAUGAAGGAGCUCAUCACCCGCGUCAAGGGCACGGAGCGCGUGCCGGUGCUACUCGUGGCGAACAAGCUCGACCUGGAGCAUCAGCGGGAGGUCGGCACCGAGGAGGGCCACCAGCUCGCGCAGCUCUGGGGCUGUCCGUUCGUCGAGGCGAGCGCCAAGAACCGCACCAACGUCAACGAGAUGUUCGCCGAGAUUGUGCGCGAGAUGAACUUCAGUCCCGAAAAGGAGAAGAAGACCUACUGCUGUUGCAGCGUCCUCUAAUACUUAAUCAAAAUCCACCUUCACCCGGAUUAUUUACCCGCGGACCGGACUAAGAUGACGGAGCUAUACAGUGCGUGUACAGUGUACUUCGGCGAGAGGGCUUGUCACCGAUGUGUCAAUGUCGUCGACGUGUUUCCUCGCCGUCCUGCUAGGAGAAUUCCUUCCACCACGGCUCUCACUCGGCCUCACUGCUGAGGAACGCGCCGCCGAGGGAAGAUGUGCAGUGUACAGAGAGAGGCUUUUAGGCAGACCUCCCUCGGCCGUAGCGUGCUUCGUCGGAGUCUCGGAGGAUCUUCCCUCGAAGAAGAACCACCUUUUGGAAGUCCUCUCGACGUCCUUGGAACGCGUCGCGCGUCUGUCAAGUUUAGCUUAUGUCGGACGCAGUACGAAUUUCCCAAAACGGAAACCGUAGUUCUCUUUUCUAACUUUCGGAACACCGUCCGGCGAGCGGCGGCCGUUAAACACAGAUAUUUUAUUAUACGCGAAUAGUAUUAUGUAUGUAAUAUUAUUGUAAUAUAUAUACAUAUAUAUAUAUAAAUAAUAUAGAUAGAACUUAAGAGGGAGAAAGAGCGAGCGAAAGGUAGCUUUUCCUCGGCAAAAGGACCAAUACUCCGCUCGCGUAGGAAGGAGAAGGUGUCGAAAACCGUAAAACCAAACUCGAUAUCGGCUUUCUGCUCAAUUUCAAGACAGAACCGUCGCACGUAGGUUCGUGUUCUGAUCCACAAAUCGACUAGAUGGCUGCUGCGCGGAAAGAAAAGGGGAAAGAUAGAUUCGCAGACUUUGAAGGAAUCACUGUGAUGGUCGUUCUAUGCAUGGUGAUAGAUUCAGCGAUAUAAGAAAAAUGUUAAAUGUUUCGAGUGAAGCUUGAUCCCGUGCGUCGCGUAAUUUCUAUAUAUAUGCGGUCGUGCGAGGGCUACGCAAUCAAAUCCAUCUGAUUCGAUGAGAAGAUAGUUCGGUUUCGAGAGUACUCUUCUCUGUGCAAUUGUUCUGUGUUAAUUUAAGCUAAGGAGGCUGAUUAGCGAGAUAUCGUCUAAACAUUUUUGUACGAGACACGUUGUUAGUAACAUUUAUACAUACACAGGGUGCUUCACCUGAUUUAAUCAUUUGAAAUGUCUUCGCUGUUCUUAAGGAUAUGGAAGAAUGUUUCAAAGACAAAGUAUUCAAUUUGGGGAUCGUUCCAAUGAUAAUAUUUGUCCCCUCGAAUCGAAAGCUCUGUCUCUGAAACGUUUUGAGAUGUCCCAGGAUAUUUCAAAUGGUCAAACCAUCCUGUAUGUCGGUUGUACAGUCCUAACAUUGAAAUAUUUUACUGUGCGUAAAGGGAAAGGCACUGGGAACGGAAGUUUUGUACGCGACACCUCAGUGGUUAACAUGGAUAACCCAGCUGUUGUGAGAUUUCUUGUGAUCCAUUGUGUAGCAAAUACUAAUAUCUUACUUUUUGGUUUCGCUUUAAUGUCUGUUCCAAGAUGUUUGAUACAGCGCAAUUAUCGUCUUUGUAAACGCUCUGAACGCGCGGAAAAAGCGAGCAAACUAAUGUCGCGGCGAUUACAAAACUGGAUUUUAAUAAACCAAGGGCCAAAGUUGAAGAACUGUCUCUGGUUUGUUGAAAUCUAACGUUGCAGAUAAAUAUUAUACGAUGACGGGGGGGAAUAUUAGGAGAAAUGUUUCGUAAAGAGCUAGUUAACUUAAUAAUGUCAAUCUAAACUCGUAAUUUGUAAGCUUUGUACGGUAAAAAAAAGAAUUUGUACUACAUAGGCCGCAAGACUGCACACUCGAUCACUAUGGGAUUGAUGACGGUUCUUUUUAUUAACGAGUGAUCUUACACACCAAUGAUAGAGCACAAUAGUAGAAUUAGAAAUCUCCGGAAGAUGCGCCGUUUUCGCAUUGAUCCCUUCAACUGCAAAAUCACGUGCUACUAUUAUUCAUCGCUCAUAAUGACAACACCGAUGUAAAAAGUAUCGUAAUAGCAAGACUGCAACUUUUUUUCAAAAAAAGAAAAAGAAAAAAUAUUUUUCUUAUUCUUGAGGCCUCGUGAAAAAUCCGAGAAUACACUUUGCUAAAAAUUUCUCGUAAUAUCCCGUAAAAGAUAUUUAAAAGGGAAUAACCCCGUGAACGUUCAAGAAUGCAGUUACAAUACUUUUCGUUGCUGACAUUGCUUUCAAAGUGAAAAAAAUCUGUAGAAUUUUGCAGUUCAAAACUGUCGUCGAGUUUGCGAAUGUAAAAAGAAAUCACUAAAUAUGAGAGAAGCUGGAGAGCAAGCGGCUCUUCCUUUCAUAUAAAUGAUCAAUUUUAAAUCUCCGAAAAAAAUUACACACUUAUUUUAGAAGCUAUAUUAUAGAAUUACCGUUUACUGUUAUUGCAACGUGUAAAGAUGCUAAAAUAUGCAUUUAUAAAAUGUAUUUUAUAAAUUAUUUCACAUUGCGUAUAAGAUAUAAUUAGGCUCUGUAAAUUAUCUUCUUAUUCGUACGUUUUAUUUCUAUUCUCUACGUUGCGAUUUCGAUGGACGAUGAUAUAUUACUUGCACAUUUCCGACAAUGUUUGAGUUAUAGAAGAACUUUCUUUUUCACAGUUCCGUCUCGUUUAUUUUUUAUUGUAGUAAAAUAUUUGACGUAAUUCUUAAACGCACGAUUAAUUUUGCAUAAUCGUACUAUAAUAUGUAUAAUUUUUCUACGGCAGAUAAUGUGUGUAAUUUUUCUCGUGUGAUCAAAAUCGCAUUAUCCGAUGUUAAAUAUCGCUUCUCGACGAGCGCAGCACAAUAACGUUCAUUAUACAAUGCUUUGCCAUUUAACCCUUGGAUGCAUAAGGAUUAUUUUUAUCUUUUCAUGAUAUUCUCUCAAUUUUUACCAAGAUAUCGAGGGUUUUUCUCCUCUAGAUUUAAUUUUUAGAGAAACCUCGAACUGUAUUUUCCGAAAUUGAAAUUUGUCGAGCUUCUUCAAGUUUUCAAGAGAACUAUUAGAAGGCACAUCCGAGGAUUAAAUGCAUGAAUAAAGAGUGACGAAUAUAGUCCGAGAUUAGUAUCUUUUUACCGAUUUUACCGAAGGAUAUUGUUCCGCUUCUGCGACAAGAUGUAUUUGUAAUUUUGUAUAGCCUCCGUAUCCUAAUUUUGUAACGCGGCGUUAUAAAAUUCUAACGCAGAUUGUAUUAUCUGAAUCGUAUACGCGCGAUACUAUUUUCCAACUUUCGAAGAAAAUUGCAGGAAUUAAGAGUUAAAGAAAGAAAGAAAAAAAAGGAAUAAAAAAAAUGAGAAUGAACUGAUGUACAGUAUUUCUACGAUUGGUAGUUAGACCGUUUUCAAUGUUUCGGGGAAGAGAUAAUCGUUCAUAUGCUUCGAACGCGGGUGUAACUUUGAAUAAUGCAAAUUCGAGAAAACCCUUUCGGUGCACUCUUCUCGAACGGUGCUCCCUGUAGUUUAUUCCGCGCCUGGUGUUAGAAUUCCGCGCCUGGUGUUAGAAGGGGGAAGAAAAUGCAAAGAAGGAAAAAAAAAAGAAUUUGUCAAAGCGGCGGAAACCGCGCAGUCGCUAGUUUUAUCUCUCGCGGUUCGCGCGUCGAGAGAUGAAGGAUAAGAACACAGGCGGAGUGGUUUCGUGAAACCGCUAUUUUGUCACAAUAAUAACGUGGAAAAUUCUUAGUCUCGCUGUGAUCCCGUAGUCAUAUAACUUCGCACCUUUUGUAUAUUAUCGGAUAACAAUAAUCGAAGUCUUCACCCGGCUUCGAUCGGAGGGCCUCUUUAUAAAGUGUUUUGAUCGUCGUCGCCUGACUUGUACACUUUCUUGCGUUUUUCGCCCUGUUUUAUACAUACACGGACACAUACGUACACGUAUGCAUACACACGUGGGUGAGGUUGUACAGAUCACAAAGGACGCACAAGGCCGUCAUCCGCCUAGAUAGCUCACCAAGUAUUUGAUAUACUCGAAAAAUCUAUUUAUAUAUUUGUAUGAGAAAAGAGAAGCCGCGCCCCGCGCGUCACUCUUGCGCGCGUCCAAUUCACGAGAUUGCAUGCGCUAUUUUUCUAAAGCGGCGUUUGCAAACCCCGUUGCCGCAGGAAUGAUCUACGACACGAGAGUUCUAAUAAUAACGAAAUAAUUUUUAUUUGGGGAGCUAUCGUUCGGCGGAGAAGCGUCCAGGAGAAAAGAAAAAGAGAAGGGAUUGCGCCAUGCUUGGAGUCGGCCAGCAUAUCAUACAUCUAAGGACCAGAAUCGUUUCUCUCUUCUUCACUUUGUUUACGAUCGACGGAUCAAUUUAUCUUUCUACGUGUGUCGAAGAAAAAGAUUGAGGGAAAAGGGAUGCAAUAGAUAUGUACACACCGUAACGAUUCGCAUAAAGCUGCAGAUACAUGCGCAUUUGUUAUGCAACCGGGUCACGCACAUAUUAAUUAGUAAUUGGA